GUACAGGACUCUCACCCCAGCUGAGGAUCCUUGCGCCGCAUUCGUAGCUACGUGGACUAACUUCCAAGAUACAGACGCAGACGUCUCGUUUGGCGCCACAUCCACAUCAAGCAAGCCGAUGGCAGCGACGCGUGGUGGCGGUAACGCUCUCUCCGCUGGACAAGUAGCCGGCAUCGUAAUCGGCACAAUCGGUACGGACUGCUCUCUGCCACACUAGCGCCUCUUCACGUUGCUUACUCCUCCGUUAGCAUUCCUCCUCCUGGCGGCGACUUCCGCCUUCCUCCUCUACAGCAGACGCAAACAGCCAAGCCAACCCUCCCCGUCCCGGCCUCCCUCAGCCCACGUAAAUCCCAAUCCGGACCCCUAUUACGACCAAACCCCAGACCGCAGGCCCGAGAUGCGAGAAUCGUCUUUCGAGCGCGCACCGCAGCCCUUAGCCUCUCACCCCAUCGGGCUAGGAAUCACCCUCCCCGCAAAGCCCAAGCCAACACUCCGCCUGUCCCAAUGGCUAGCCGACCUACGGCACUCGCGCCUCUCAUCGCGCCGCCAGACGGCCGUGUCCGAGCGGACGCAGGACAGCGACAACAGCGGCAGCAGCACCGACCGCCACCGCGCCACCCACCAGCGGCACUCCUCCGCCACCCCCUUCGCCGCCGCCGCCGAGGCCGACCCCGAUCCUGGCCACGGCUCCGACUGGGAGGACCCGGACGCAGACGCGGACACGGCCUCCAUCCUCUCCCUCCCGACCACCAUCGUCACCAACCGCCACACAGCCAGCACCAUCCUCCCCGCGACCGCGCUGAGCUACCCCCGCGUGCCGGUCCCGGUUCAGCAGCGCCACCCACCAUCACCACAGCCCACUCUCGACCCGUCCAUGCAACACAGCAGCGGCACCACCACCACCGCGACCAACCACAACAGCAACAGCAACAACCACAACAACAGCAGCAGCAGCAGCAGCAGCAGCACCGAAACCCCCGGCCCGGCUCAACCGGCAACAGACAGCGCGACAUUGUUGCGGAUCCCACACUCACCCGCACACGCCCCUCGACCAUCCAUCUCCGCCGCAGCGCGGCUAUCCAGUCUGGGAGGCGGAGAGGGGGUGAGAGAAGAAGAAGGCGGUGAAGGAGAACGAGACAGAAACGGGGGAGGUGAACGAGAACGAGAACGAGACAGAGACGCGGUCGGGGAAGGGGUAGGGGAGGGAGAAGGGUGCGGUGUUGGGCGGCCGCCGUGACAGUUGGUGAACUUUACUAGACCCUACGGUGACUGUCUG
Messenger RNA from Thermothielavioides terrestris NRRL 8126, 1276 nucleotides. RefSeq lists its product as uncharacterized. NCBI's taxonomy places the organism in Eukaryota, Fungi, Ascomycota, Sordariomycetes, Sordariales, Chaetomiaceae. The transcript has a single exon. The record is from RefSeq and is a predicted model, not a curated record. Bases 398 to 1237 code for a protein of 279 amino acids.